Rhineura floridana is the source of this 3678-nucleotide messenger RNA. It is a transcript of the gene LRRCC1, whose product is annotated as leucine rich repeat and coiled-coil centrosomal protein 1. Gene Ontology annotation, molecular function: protein binding. The transcript is spliced from 20 exons. Gene Ontology annotation, cellular component: centrosome; cytoplasm. Bases 386 to 3451 code for a protein of 1021 amino acids. The record is from RefSeq and is a predicted model, not a curated record. Lineage: Eukaryota; Metazoa; Chordata; Lepidosauria; Squamata; Rhineuridae.
GAGAAGAGUAGUAAUAGAGAGACAGGCUAGAGUCCUUAUCAAGCCAGAGACUGCUAGAGAGAAAACACCUGCAGGAAAAGCUAAAGUGCCUAAGUGAGUUGUAGUCCUUGUAUGAGAAAAGGAGUAUUCUGAGUUCCUGAAGGAGGUGUCCAGGAUAGUUCCAACUCAACAAUUCCUCAGCCUGGAGCAACUCCAGGCAAGCCGUGGUGUCCUCAGGCAGAAACGGGAGAGAAGUAGAGAGAGCUACAAGCCCUUUUAAAACUUCUCCAGUCCACCUCAUAAUCUUAUCCUUACAUCUCCAGGGCCCAAUAUAUUAUGAUGAUUGAUUUCUUCCUCCCAAAACGAACCGAGGACAGCAAAGAUCAAGUGAUAAAACAAGUGAGGUAUGCCCAAGUCUGAUUCCAGACUACCACUAUUUUGCAGUUUAGCAGAGAUACCUUUAAGCUCAGAACUUCACACACUCAAUUUGCACUGUAACCAGAUCUCCAGGAUUGAAAGUCUUGAUCAUAUGUUGAACCUGCAGCAUCUAGAUCUAUCAUCCAAUCGCAUACAUUGGAUUGAAGGAUUAAGUUCCCUUGCUAACCUGUGUACCUUAAACUUAGCUUGUAACUUGAUAACAAAAGUUGAAGGACUGGAAAAGCUGUUUAACUUAACUAAACUGAAUUUGUCUUACAACCGCAUACAUGACCUUACAGGACUUCUGUAUCUUCGUGGAACCAAUUUUAAGAUUAGUCACAUUGAGCUACACAGCAAUUGUAUAAGUAAUGUCAACCAUUUACUCCAGUGCUUGACAGGAUUACAGUACCUCUCCAAUCUUUCUUUAGAGAAGAAUGGAAAAAGUAAUCCAGUGUGUGCAAAAAUAGGCUACAGAGAGAUCCUCCUCCAGGCUUUGCCACAGCUAACCAUCCUAGAUGGAAGGAAUAUAUUUGGUGAACCAGUAAACUUCGUGGAAGCAAAUUCAUCAGAUUUGAAGUGUUUAGAAGGCCUUUUGGACUGCUUGGCUUCAUCCAGUUCUCCUAUAGAUGAAGAAGAGGCAUGUAUUAAUUUGCCAGUGAUAACACCCCAUAUUGACAAGGUGUUAGCUCAGUUUCACCAGCAUGCAUGUUUACCAACCUGGCCCACCUCUUGCUCUUCCCCUGAGGUCAUAUCUUCUUCUGAGCCAGAAAGAAUUAAAUUGGACAAUGACACGAGAAUAAAAAAACUAGAGGAUCAGAUAUCACACCUGCUGGAAAAGAUUACUAAUUCUUCAAAGGCUGACAUCGCUCUUAAUGUUCUCAAAGCAAAAAGGGACACAGAUCUCACUUCAGAGAGUGGUGGUGAAAGUGGAAAAGAGAACAGAAAGGUAGCUAAGAGAAGCAAGUUCCUUAAUUAUCGAAAAGCAGCUUCAUCUACCAAGUACCAUUCUCAGAGAGACAGAACCUCAGACAGGGCACAAGAGCAGACUUGCGUGAAGUCAAAAAAUCAACGCACUCAGGUUAAAGAGAAAGAAAAUUCAAGCCCAACUUCAGAAGCACCAAGCUUGGAUAUAGUGGGGAAAUCACUCCAGAAUUUGGGUGGGCAGAAAAAUCCAGUGAAAACACUGAAAAGUUUAGAUUCGGAUACUCAGGAAGAGUCCACUUAUAGGGCACUAAUUCAAGAACUGGAUCAGGAGAGAGAGAAGAGGUGGAAGGCUGAGCAAGCUGAAAAGAAACUGAGAGAAAAUAUCAAAGAGCUGCAAAACCAAGCAAAAGAAGAAAAGGGUAUUCAAAGUAUGGCUGUGUAUACUACAGAUCGGUUAAAAGAGCUGGUUUUGAGAGAGAGAAAUGUGAAGACAAAACUUCAGAUGGACGUUCAGCAGCUGAAAGAUGAAGUUGAAAGACUUAGCAAGGAGUUAGAUCAAUCAAAACAUAAAGAGGAGGUUCAACAAAAGGCACUGCAGACUUUAGAGGAAACGCUGUCCAAGCUGGAGACACAAAGAGUACAGCGGCAAGCUUCAGAGAGGAAGCAAAUUCAAGCUGCAGAACUCAGAGCUUCCGCCGCUGAAAGAGAAGUGCAGUUGCUUCGAAUUUCUCUGCAGCAACAAAAAGAGAAGGUGGAACAAGUCCAUGAGCUUCUUAUGUUGAGAGAGCAGGAACACAGAAAGGAACUUGAAACUAAAGUUACAUUGAAUGGCUCAGAAUUCCAAGAAGCUUUGUCAAAAGAAGUGGCUAGAGAGCAGCAGAGGCACGAAUACCACAUUAAAGAACUGCAAGGAAAAAAUCAUCAGUUGAACCAGAAUUAUAAGGAUCUAGAAGACGAGUUCCGCAUUGCAUUAACUAUAGAAGCCAAAAGAUUUACAGAGGUUAAAGAAGCCUUUGAUAGUGUUGCCACUGAGUUGGCAGAUCAUAAGCAUCUUCUUGUUCAGUCUCAGCAAAAAGAAAAGCAAUCGGCUACCCUAAUCCACGAGCUGACAUCCAUGGUGAAAGAACAAAAAGUAAAGAUCACAGAAAUAGUCAAAUCAAAGCAAGAAAGAACAUACAGCUUGAGGAGUCAGAUCCGAACACUUGAAAAUACGUUGGAGGAAUAUAAACAGAAGACUAUUCAACUUGGGCUUCUUAAACAGGAAAAAUCAAAACUUAUUUCACAGAUAACAGCCCAGGAGUCUGUAAUUGAUGGAUUAAAAGCAGAGAGGAAAAUAUGGGGACAGGAGCUGGCACAACAGGGAGCUUCUCUUGCUCAAGAUCGGGGAAAACUGGAAGCCAAAAUAGAAGUACUAACUAGUGAGACUGAGGCUCUGAAAAAACAAAACGAACGCAAUAAUGAUGCGUUGAAGAUUAAGUCUAAAAUAGUGGAGGAUCAAACGGAAACCAUUAGAAAGUUAAAAGAAGCCUUACAGGAGCGAGAUGAGCAAAUAAGAAAGUAUCGUGAAGAAAGUACUGAAAUACAGAAGACACUUCAGGUGCAGCUAGAGGAAAGAGAUGCACAGCUGGAUGACCUUAUGGAAAAAGUGGAAAGGCAAAAUAAGAGGAAAGAGGAAUUAAAACAACAGUUGCAAGAAAAAGAAACGGAGCUUGAAGAUAUCAAGAAAGCUUAUAGUGUGAUGAAUAAGAAGUGGCAAGAUAAAGGAGGAUUGUUGAGCAAGCUGGAAGCACAAGUUAAACAAAUGAAAGAAAACUUCGAUAUAAAAGAAAAGCAGCUGAUUGAGGAGAGAGAUAGAAGUCUUCAGGCACAGAAGACUUUGAUGGAAAAGAUGCAUUCUAUGGAUGAUGCGUUCAGAAGACAACUUGAAUCAACUCUAGCAGCACAUCAGGCAGAAUUGCUGCAGUUAGCAAAUGAAAAGCAACAACAAAUUGCAGCAGCAAAUGGAAAGGUUUACCACGUUGAAGAAGAAAUGCGUCAGCUCCUGCAGGAGACCGCAAACAAUAAAAAGGCCAUGGAAGACAAAAUUAAAAGACUGACAGCUGCAUUGAGUGACAUUCAGCAAGAGUUCUGAAAUACAUAGAAUCCAACACUCGCGUAAAGGCUUACCAGAUUCACUAAGUUAGCAGUUAUUUGAUGGCUGCACCCAUGACGUUAGCUGGUUAUUGAAAAUUAUUCUCCUGGAAAAAAAUGCUACAUAUUGGCAUGACUUAUAUUUGCACUUUAUGUAUAAUAGUUUCAAAAUUGUUAACUUUCAUAGAACUGUCUACUGUCACUAAAGUUCAAGAAAAAUUAAAUUUA